Thyridium curvatum is the source of this 1818-nucleotide messenger RNA. RefSeq lists its product as uncharacterized. The record is from RefSeq and is a predicted model, not a curated record. The transcript has a single exon. NCBI's taxonomy places the organism in Eukaryota, Fungi, Ascomycota, Sordariomycetes, Thyridiales, Thyridiaceae. Bases 1 to 1818 code for a protein of 605 amino acids.
AUGCGGGAAAUAUCUUGCACUGCAACCCUCGACAACGCCCGCGGCCGAAACAAACGGAACAUGAGCCAUGACACCCGCCCCGUGAAUGAUCCGAUCUCAUCCAGUCCCGGUAAAAGGCAAGCGGCAAAUGGUAGUAAUCGGCUUUCUGCUUGUACCAACGACAUCAGCAAUGUUGUCGAUACCGACGAGGCCGCCUCUGUCCUCCAUGGCCCUCACACUCUAGCCUCAAAUGCAGCUCCACGCCCUGCGUCGCCUUUUUGCAUAGAUGCACCAUAUCCGGGUGUUGACGCAUGGCAAGAUUUCGGCUGGGAUCUGGGGCCCGACAGUAUCUCUUUCCUCGACAGUAUCUUUACGCACGAUUACAACUUCGACAUGACACCUGAUGCACCUGGCAUGAUCGCCAAUGAAGAGGAUGCAGGCGAUUCGCAGAGCCCGUACGAAAUCUACGGGCUAGACCCCAGCACUCUCGAAGCAGCUAUCGGGGCUUACUUUGACCUAGCGUCGCUCGCUCUUCCAAUACUGGACCGAGACGCAUUCCAGGCUGACUACACAAGCCGGAGAGCGAGUCCAUCUCUGGUGUACGCAAUCGCGUGCCGAGGGUGUCCUUUCAUAGCGACGAGUCAGAAAUGGGCGGUGCAGCAGCAACUGGCGAGCCAGUUCAGACGGGCAUGGCUCGAGGCACGAUCAGCGGCAGGAGACAAGCAGUCCAUCCGACUAGACGACCUCGAGGCCCUGGCUCUCAUGGUGGACUUCGAUUACGAGACAACUGAGGAUGUCACUGCAUCGAUCCAGUCCCAGCUCGGCAGCCUUUUCUUAACACACGACUCCAUGGUUCUCAUGACUCUGCAGUACCAGAUUCUUGGCCACGCAUCCUUGCCAACAGGUGCUUCUGCACCUCUACACGGAGCAGCAGAGCGGAAAAAUCUACUUUUCUGGCACGUGUAUGGCAAGGAUGCAUUCCGCACCCUCGAGCGGAAAGUCCCGUCUCGCAUUGGGGAUGGGUAUAUCGAGAGUCUUGAACAACUACCAGGGCGCGAAGACAAAACAUAUCUAGAUGCCAUACUCGCCCUGGCUAUUGUUGCGAGAAAGAUACACCACACGUUUCUGGGUCGUGCUGCUGGACAUAUAAAUGUCUCCCACCACGAUGUGAUCAACUUAUACAGGCUCCUGACCGAGUGGCGUACGGCAUUGCCCACCUACCUCCAAAGUUACACCAGUGGAGACGGCAGCCCAACUACCCUUCGCGGUAUUGGGAGACAGGCUCAAGCACAUCCGCUGCACCAGGCUGUUCUUUUGUUUCUCGAACACAAUUGCUACAUGCAGAUCGAGGCGUAUGCAUCGAAAUGCGGGAUCAACAAACCCACCUCACUGGAGACGGUGAUGCUGGAUCACCUCAUCGAAUACAAGACCUUGAAAAUGGUGAAUGAGAUAGUGGAGUCUGUUACAUGGCUAAAGUCGAAGAGUGUACGCCAAAAUACACCUACGGACCUUGUCACGUAUCCCCUAGUCGACCUCGCUCCGGAGAUUCUGCGCAACAUCUGUGCUGGCACUUCUUAUUGGCUGACUGAGCGCGGGAAGAGACUCAUGGCCCAGGACAUGUCGAGAGGCGCCUCCACCAAUACCGAGACGCAAGAUCGCGCAAGUCACGGAGCAGGCUCUCUAACGGAAGGAAUUCAAAGCUUCGUGGCAGGAGCAACGACUUUACGAGACGUGUUGCCAGCUGCAGGAUCGCACAGGGAUACAUCACAGUUGAUUGAGAGGCUAGAUGAGCAGUUGUCCUCUUUGAAGGAAAUGAUCAAAAGUGGCAACGGUAGUUGA